UGAGGUGCAGGCAGUCAGCAAGAGCUGCCACACUACAGGUACCUUACCUAGAAACUUGAGACUUGCGACUACGACCCCAAAGCGGCUCGCGACUGAUUUGACUGGGACUUGCUUGGAUUUGCUUCUCCUCCAUCCUUGCUUCGUUUUUUUGUUUCAUUCCUUACUCAACCGAAUGAUUCUAUCUUCAUGCACGUCUCCCCAUCCCAAUCGUCGCUUCGGCAUCUCUCUCAUCUCUUAGGCCCCAGUUUAUAGCCUCCUCUUUAGCUCCUGCUGAUCGACGCUAUCCAUUCGAGCACAUCCUACAUCGGCGCAUCUGCAUGCCCAGCGCAUCGCAUCGCAUUACCCCAGUCGCAUCGCGAAAUAUCCAUCCAUCCGUCGCAUCGCCUGUUGAGACUGAGGCCGUUCCACUGAGGACCUUGUCCUUCUACUCUUCGAUCUAUCUGCUUCAUUGUUCUCUCCUCGCCUUUGAGUCAGCCUAGUUGCCACGCUGCCCCCGCUCAAUCAUCAUGGCUGCGGAGGCCACCGGCAACGAGGCUGCCACCCCGCCCAAGCGCAGACUCACCUUUCUCGAUCUCCCAGCUGAGACCCAGCAGGACAUCUUGUCGCAUUGCUCCCAGUCUGAGUUGAUAUGUUGCGCUCUUGUAUCUCGGCACUUUCAUGAAUUGGCAUCCGCGCAGCUCUAUCGUAGCUUCAACAUCCUCUUUCCCGAUGACGAUGAUGUGAGGUUCGAAUCCCCAAUCGAUGGCCUUGCGGGUGGCCUCGACACCUUCACUACGAGUGAUUACAACUACGCGAAGCACCUGAGAGAACUGUCUAUGGAUACAGUGAGCACUGGCGUGAAAGCCGAGCAUGCCUACAAGCCGUAUCUGUAUAGUGCCAGUUGUGGCAAGUUCCUUAAUACUUUACUCUAUCUCACUCUGAAGAAAGCCAAGUCACUCGAAUCUUUUAGGUGUGUUCCACAGCAGGCUGUAUCUGGUUUCUUGGAAAGUUCUUGAUCACUAAUUUUCUGGCCAGGUGGAACAUUCGCGUUGAGUUAAGCAGACCGGUCUUUCGUGAGCUUCACAAGAUCAAUACUUUGACAAAAUUCCACAUUCGCCUCCAAGCCGGGGAUACAUACUACAUCACACCCCCUCCUCUCCCUCUUAGCAUUGACGCUCUACCUCCCGCUUCAACUCACUGGCCAGAUAUUCCUCCUCCUCCGCCUGGGCCUCCCCCGGGAGUGUUUUCAGCCCCACUGGCUGGUGCUAUGGCAUCUCUGCCAGUCAUCACUUCACCACCUCCUCUGUUGCCACCGCCCAAGCAAUCCUCCAAGGCAAAGGGAAAUAAGCGUGACUCUGUGACACAGGAGCCCCCAACGCUCUCGGGUUUCAAAAAACUGAAAAGUCUUUCCGUUCUCGAUAUCGACAAUCUCGAAUUGGUAACGGAGCUCAAGACUUGCGUUCGAAAUUCUUCCGCCACACUUACCGAACUGCAGCUUUCUCUUUCUGAUAGUCUGGGCCUGCAAGCUAGACGACCGCCACCCGACUCAGAUCCGGACGAUUCUGAUGUCGAUGAUGAGUUUCAAGUGGUUCCUGUUUCCCAGAGCACCAGCUUCGACGCGAGCGGCCCUGCGAAGACAUUUCGCUCCCAGGAAGAGCGUAAACUUCAAGAGGGCAUCCUGGGAAGAAUAUUUGAUGUCGAACCUUUUAUUACCAAGAAGCCUGCGCUUAUCCAGAGUCCUCGCGAGGCAGCGACCAGCCAAGAGGAUGAUCAAGAAGCCGGCACCAACGACAAUUCAGAAGAUCCUCGGGAAGAAUUUGUGUCAUCUAUCCGCAGUGUUUCAACAAGACUUAUGUCACAUAUAAAUGGCACUCGUGACUUCUCGACAGCCCAGCAGGAUAUUUUGGACGUGAUUGAAAAGGCAGCAAGAAAAUAUGUGGAUUCAUGUGAGCUCUCUUCUCAGUCAAACAAUGAACCGUCCGGUAGCACCUCAGCGACACCUAAGAAUGAUGAGGAGCAACAGAGUGAUGAGAGUGGCGGAUCGAAGCCGACGACAACGGAAUCAAGUUUGACCCCACUGUCUAAGAAUAACGACUCAAACAAUGAUGCAUCACCAGACGAUAUCGAAAUUGAACAUCUGGAUACCAUAGAUGAGUUGGAAGUGGAUUCGGACGAACAACAGACCAAGGACAUUGGGGAGAAGGAAGUUGGAGUUAAAGAAUCAGAAACACCAGAGGCAGUUGCUGAUCCCUCUGGAUUACCUUCGAAGACACCGGAUGCUAACGCAGACCCAUCUGCGACCCCAGGGCUGAACAAAGUACACACAAACUUGGAUGCGCAGCGGGUGAAUUAUGAGUCCCUACUGUCAAAUCUACAGCAGUUGCAGGACGAAAACGAUGCUUUCAUCCAGAAAAUCAAGGCGAUUCGUGUGCAGGGUACUGUCGCUGAGUUGGAACAGUUCAAGGACUCAGUGACACAACUAAGAGAACUAAGUCAGGAAGCUGAACAUAUCAGAGGCGCGAUCAAAACGACUCAUCUCGAGAUCAAACAUAUCGAGGAUCAAGUCUUCGGAAAAGCUCAAAAUAACGACGGCGAAAAGUCACGACGCUCGAUUGACGAAUACCUACGAGACACUCGUGGCAUUGCGCUAGAAACACUGAGCAUUCAUCUCAUCCCUGUCAAGGCAUCCGUUCUGUCGAGGGCUAUUGACCUGAAGUGCAUUAAGAACCUGACCCUACUAAAUGUUGGUAAUCAGGGCCCAAUCUGGACGUUGCUCUCCAAAGAGAACAAGGUCUCGCCAUUGGCCUUACGGAGUGUCUUUACCGACAAUGUUUCGACCGCAUUCCUCAACUGCAUGUCCCAGCUUGAAGAAUUGCACGACUUGUUCUUGUUGGAGCGAAGCGCUAAACAUAAGCCUGAGAGUUUCGCACCACGAACUACCGUCACGAUCGACCAGAUCCGUCGGCUCGUCCUCAGGAAGCACAUGCACACACUCAAGAGACUCAUGAUCAAGGACGAAUCAAACAGCAGCAGCUGGGAUGCGAAUCAGAAGGCAAUGAUACUUAUUUGUAACCGUGGUGUGCAGCUCGAGGAGCUGGCUCUCAGCAUGAAUAUCCACGCAGUGCACGCCUUCAUGCAGUAUUUCGCUGGACUAGUCAACCUUCGUGCUAUAAACAUUCUUCGAUUCAGGAAUAAUGACACAUGUAUAUGGGUCAUGCGGGAGAUUCUGAACUUCAUCGUGGAUAAUCUCUCUCACCAUCCCGAGCUGAAGCUGGAGUGGAUCGCUAUGGAGGACGAUCGUCUCGACAGGGUCAUUCGCCCUACGGACGCAAUUGAAGAAGGGGAGAAGAGAAGAGGCAAGGGCAAGGAAAAGGCUACGGUUCAUCCACAUCACAACAGCAGCAAUCUGCCUGUGCUACCAUCCUGGGGUUCGGAUAGCGAAAGUGAGGAGGACGAUGAUGAUGCCUCGAAUUGUGGAAAGAGGCUUCGACUCAAGACCGUUGGAGUCCUGCAGUUUUAUGAGGUUUGGGGCGUCAAAAUUUUUGAUAAGGAAAUUCGAUCUGGUCGACUAUGAGGUCAAGAGACAGCUUCCAAAUGUGGAGUUGCUUUUGGUGACAAAUGCUACCCAGGGUGCGAUGGCAAGGCGGCGCAAACGGCUCAACGGCAAUGCUUUGGGUUUUUGGAUCAGGGUAAACUGGAUGGGACAAAGACGAUGCACAAGGGGGGUUGGUGAAUCUGGACCUGCAUGUAACUUACGGAGCGUCGCUUAUUACACUUUGCAUCAGGCAUCUACAACUUAUUAGUGGUGACUGGGGCAGCGUUGAACUAGAAGCGUAAUAAGAUGGGACAGAAUGUGGUUUGGCACGUUCAGUCAAGUCAUAUCUUUUCUUUGCUCUCGUCACCUUGAUCUAGCUGAAUGAAUGUUGUUGGCCGCUUUUCUUUAUGAAUCUUCCCACCGCAAGUAGUCUUGUUUCACAUGCG
Fusarium odoratissimum NRRL 54006 is the source of this 3960-nucleotide messenger RNA. RefSeq lists its product as uncharacterized. Lineage: Eukaryota; Fungi; Ascomycota; Sordariomycetes; Hypocreales; Nectriaceae. The transcript is spliced from 4 exons. The record is from RefSeq and is a predicted model, not a curated record. Gene Ontology annotation, molecular function: protein binding. The coding region runs from base 1247 to 3553 and encodes 768 amino acids.